GGUUACAAACUGAACAUACAUAAGUAUGAUACUACAUAUGCAUAUGAAGAGUGGUCAUUUUGUGAUUUGGUUUUAUGCAGUUUAUGAACUUUACAGAGAUCAUGUCUAGAAAUAUUGCCAACAGCAGAAAGGAGACAGAGUUCGCGCUUGCAGUAUUGAUGGAAAUCCCAUCACAAUAUAAAGCAACAAUAGACCUUCAACUUUUGGGUAAAGGAAGAGGAACACCAGAAAUGACUGCUCUCCCUCCACCAAUUAAAAGUCAUGGUUCAGCAUAUUCAAAUCCAAAAUACUCACACUCAAGUAGCUCGGAGCAAGAUUCCUGAGACUUCAAAAGCUCAUAGAGAUGAUGAUGAUGGAGCUGAAUCCUGUCCUUGAUACCUUCUAGACUGGUUUUUAUGGAGUUUGAUAUGUAUAUGUU
This is a messenger RNA of Phoenix dactylifera (date palm), 418 nucleotides long. The record is from RefSeq and is a predicted model, not a curated record. NCBI's taxonomy places the organism in Eukaryota, Viridiplantae, Streptophyta, Magnoliopsida, Arecales, Arecaceae.